Messenger RNA from Dufourea novaeangliae, 5937 nucleotides. RefSeq names its product kinesin-like protein unc-104 (gene unc-104). Gene Ontology annotation, molecular function: microtubule motor activity; microtubule binding; ATP binding. The record is from RefSeq and is a predicted model, not a curated record. The transcript is spliced from 29 exons. NCBI's taxonomy places the organism in Eukaryota, Metazoa, Arthropoda, Insecta, Hymenoptera, Halictidae. Gene Ontology annotation, biological process: microtubule-based movement. The coding region runs from base 451 to 5676 and encodes 1741 amino acids.
CUUGGGCAGGGUGGUUCGUCGUUGUCCGUCGUCGCGGUAGCAUAAGUGCGUGACGUGCGUGUGUGUGUGUAUAUGUGUAUGACAGUGCGCGCGCGUACACGCUCGAUCGUGAGCGAUACGUGGCCAAAUGCACUAUAAUGUCCACGUACAAGUCCCAUAAAAGUUUCGAGGACCGUCAAAGAAUUGCCAGUGCACCGACAUAGUGAAUCGUCGCGUGUGUGUUUUCGACGGCCCGAGUGUCGCGUCCGCCAUCUACACAACACAGUCACCCUGUUCUUCCGACCGCCGGAGCCGACAGCGGAACACAUCAGAGACCAGGGGCUCAUUCUCGAGAACCGCCGAGCGAAAUUAGCCCGGUACAGAGAUCAUUCCCGAAGAGAGACGAGGAAAAAGUUUAUCGCCAGCACCGCCGCCGUCGUGACCCGACGCUGAAUUAAAAACAAGGGAAAAAUGUCGUCGGUAAAGGUGGCGGUGAGGGUACGGCCCUUCAACAAUCGGGAGAUCUCGCGGGAGGCACAAUGCAUCAUCGACAUGACCGGCAACACUACUUCGAUAUUGAACCCCAAAGCACCGCCGGGCACCAAAGAUGCAGUCAAAAGUUUCAACUACGAUUACUCCUAUUUUUCCAUGGAUCCACAUGACACAAACUACUCCUCCCAAGUCAUGGUCUACAAAGACAUUGGCGAGGAAAUGCUGGAACACGCUUUCGAAGGCUACAAUGUCUGCAUAUUCGCGUACGGACAGACCGGUGCCGGUAAAUCGUACACCAUGAUGGGCAAACAAGAAGAAGGCCAAGAGGGUAUAAUCCCCCAAAUUUGCAAAGACCUCUUCAGGAAAAUCAGUCGCAAUUCAAACGAGUGCCUGAAGUAUUCCGUGGAAGUCAGUUACAUGGAGAUCUAUUGCGAGAGGGUGCGGGAUCUUUUGAACCCAAAGAACAAAGGGAACCUUCGUGUACGUGAGCAUCCACUUCUGGGCCCGUACGUCGAGGACCUGUCUAAAUUGGCCGUGAUGUCCUUUCAAGAUAUUCACGACCUCAUAGACGAGGGAAAUAAAGCACGAACCGUGGCGGCCACUAACAUGAACGAGACGUCGAGCAGAUCUCACGCUGUAUUCACGAUUUUCUUCACGCAACAGAAACAAGAUUCUGCAACUGGAUUGGUGACCGAGAAAGUCAGCAAAAUCUCGCUGGUCGAUUUAGCCGGUUCUGAACGAGCCGACUCUACUGGUGCAAAGGGCACACGGUUAAAGGAAGGAGCGAAUAUCAACAAAAGUUUGACCACCCUUGGAAAAGUCAUCAGUGCCCUGGCUGAAAUUGCGGCAACUAAGAAAAAGAAGAAGGCUGACUUCAUCCCCUACAGAGACUCUGUUCUAACGUGGUUGCUGCGUGAAAACCUGGGAGGCAACUCAAAAACUGCGAUGAUCGCGGCAGUAAGCCCCGCGGACAUCAAUUACGACGAAACCCUUUCCACUUUGAGAUACGCGGACAGGGCGAAACAAAUAGUGUGCAAAGCUGUCGUUAACGAGGACGCGAAUGCGAAGCUUAUUAGGGAGCUCAAGGAAGAGAUCCAAAAGUUGCGGGAACUUCUCAAGCAAGAGGGUAUUGACGUGCAAGAAGGGGACGAAAUCGUCAGAGCGAAUAAACGCGAGGACGAUGUCAAGGAGAGCCGAUCGAGGAUCCCGUCUCACACCACGUCGACCAUCGCUGAGGAAGCGGUUGAUCAGUUACAGGCCUCAGAAAAACUAAUCGCCGAAUUGAAUGAGACGUGGGAAGAGAAAUUGAAGCGCACCGAAUUGAUUCGUCUCCAACGGGAGGCGGUGUUCGCCGAAAUGGGUGUCGCGGUGAAGGAAGAUGGCGUCACGGUCGGCGUCUUCUCGCCGAAGAAAACUCCCCACUUGGUGAACCUGAACGAGGACCCUCUGAUGUCCGAGUGUCUGAUUUACUACAUCAAGGAUGGAUUCACGCGUAUUGGCAGCGCGGAGGCUAACAUACCGCAGGACAUUCAACUCUGCGGCCCGCACAUAUUGAGCGAGCACUGCGUCUUCGAGAACCACGAGAGCAUCAUCACGCUGAUUCCGAAGAAAGGGGCAUUGAUUUACGUGAAUGGACGGGAGAUCGCUGAACCGAUUGUUCUGAAGACUGGAUCCCGCGUUAUCUUAGGAAGGAACCACGUGUUCAGAUUUAACCAUCCGGAUCAAGUUCGUGAACGAAGGGAGAAAAGCUCCCCUGCAGAAACACCUGGAAAUGGAGAAACCGUUGACUGGAACUUCGCACAGAUUGAGCUGUUGGAGAAGCAAGGGAUUGACCUCAAGGUUGAAAUGGAAAAGAGACUGUUAGUACUCGAAGAGCAAUUCCGCAAAGAGAAGGAAGAAGCUGAUCAGCUGUUCGAGGAACAAAGAAAGAGUUACGAGGCUCGGAUAGACGCACUGCAAAGACAAGUGGAGGAACAAAGUAUGACAAUGUCUAUGUACAGCAGUUACACUCCCGAAGACUUCAACAACAUUGAGGAGGAUAUCUUUGUCAACCCCUUGUUUGACGCAGAGAGCAACUGGACCGAGAGAGAGUUCCAACUGGCCGCUUGGGCCUUCCGCAAGUGGAAGUAUCAUCAAUUCACGAGUCUUCGGGAUGAUCUCUGGGGCAACGCGAUAUUCCUUAAAGAGGCUAACGCUAUUUCUGUCGAACUCAAAAAGAAGGUGCAAUUCCAGUUCACUUUGCUCACGGAUACGCUUUACUCGCCGCUUCCGUCGGAUCUCCUGCCAGUUCUGGACGAAGAGGAAGAGGAAGACAGACCAUUCCCUCGUACGAUAGUUGCUGUGGAAGUGCAGGAUACAAAGAAUGGAGCCACUCAUUAUUGGACACUCGAUAAACUCAGACAGCGCUUGGAGCUGAUGCGACACGUGUACAACGAGGACUCGAGCCCCAGCACCCCGGAGGCCAAAGAGGAUAUUUUCCAAUGCCUUACGGUCUACUCUUAUCCGAAGUUCUCGCUCGCAAAUCUUUUGCCUUCGAGGCAAAGACUCGAACUGAUGCGGGAAAUGUACCACAAUGAAGCUGAACUGUCGCCUACAUCUCCAGAUUUUAAUAUUGACUCCAUCACCGGAGGCGAUCCGUUCUAUGAUCGUUUUCCAUGGUUCCGAAUGGUUGGAAGGUCCUUUGUAUACUUGAGCAAUCUCAUGUAUCCCGUGCCACUGAUACAUAAAGUAGCAAUAGUCAACGAAAAGGGCGACGUGAAAGGCUAUUUACGCGUAGCUGUGCAAGCUGUUGUUGAAGAGGAAAACAGCGAGUACUCAAGUGGCGUUAGACAGUCAGCUAGAAUUUCCUUCGAGGACGACCUGUUCGGCGGACACAAACAGAAUAAACGUAACACUCUACUGACCCAAACCCUCGAAAAGAACCGACAAAUUCUCCUGCACGAGGAACGCGUUGUGGAGGGCCACAACGAGCAAAAGGACGUGAAAGAUGAGGAAGAUAUCGGCGAUGCCGACAGUGGCAGAGGUGACAGUUCUGUUUCCAGCGACAUGAAAGAAGAAGAUCUACCGGAUCAUUUGCAGUCAGGCUCUGAGUUUACCUUCAGGGUAACCGUGCUGCAGGCAAUGGGUAUUUCUACCGAAUACGCUGAUAUUUUCUGCCAAUUCAAUUUUCUGCACCGACACGACGAAGCGUUUUCAACGGAACCGGUCAAGAACACGGGAAAAGGAAAUCCACCUGGAUUUUAUCAUGUACAGAAUAUUACCGUUACGGUAACAAAAUCAUUCUUGGAGUACCUCAAGACACAGCCGAUCGUGUUCGAGGUAUUCGGACAUUAUCAACAGCAUCCUCUGCACAAAGAUGCCAAAUUGGAAUACAUUCAUCCUAACAGCGUAAGACAGCCACCGAAGAGGAUGUUACCGCCAUCUAUACCGAUCAGUCAACCGGUACGCUCGCCGAAGUUCGGGAGUGUGUUGCCGUCGCCCAGCACGUCGCACGUGCACGCGAAAUACGACGUGUUGGUUUGGUUCGAGAUCUGUGAACUAGCGCCGAACGGCGAAUACGUGCCGUCGGUGGUCGAUCACAGCGAUGAUUUACCAUGUCGCGGGCUUUUCCUGCUUCAUCAAGGAAUUCAGCGUCGCAUUCGAAUCACCAUUGUUCACGAAACGGCCUUUGAAUUGCGUUGGAAGGACGUCAGGGAAUUGGUGGUCGGCCGUAUCAGAAACACACCGGAACCGGAGGAAGAGGACAACGAUUCGUCUGUGCUUUCGUUGGGUCUUUUCCCUGGCGAGUACUUGGAAGUACCCGGGGACGACCGAUACAUGUUCCGAUUCGAGGCAGCUUGGGAUAGCUCUCUCCACAAUUCGGCCUUGCUCAAUAGAGUCACAGCUUACGGGGAACAAAUCUUCAUGACCAUCUCUGCAUACCUUGAACUGGAGAACUGUGGACGACCGGCUAUUAUUACUAAGGAUUUGAGCAUGAUCAUUUACGGCAGAGAUGCCAGAGUAGGACCACGUUCUCUGAAGCAUUUGUUCAGUGGAAGCUAUCGCAAUCAGGAGGCUAAUCGACUGAGUGGUGUCUACGAAUUGGUGCUACGUCGUUCUUCGGAAGCAGGCGUUCAAAGGCGACAACGACGAGUGUUGGACACAAGCUCCACGUAUGUUAGAGGAGAAGAGAAUCUUCAUGGAUGGAGACCGCGAGGAGACAGUCUAAUAUUUGAUCAUCAAUGGGAACUCGAGAAACUGACCAGAUUAGAGGAAGUGGAGAGAGUAAGACACACGUUAUUAUUACGAGAAAAACUUGGCAUCGACAAAGUUCCGUUCUGCAACAAAAUAUCGCACGAUUUCACGAAGAGCGAGAAGGAGGUUUGCAACAUGAUGGCGAAAGCAACGAACGAGCCACACGCUAGUCCAGUUAAACUUAAACGUUCAACGAGUAAAGACGUUUACGAGCAUUGCGAGAUGACCGAAAGAGAAAAAGAAUUAACCAUGAAAUACAUAAAGCUAAUUCAAGGUCGAAUCCCAAGCAAAGAACCUAUCCUACUUUCAGACGUUUCACCUGGCGAAGACACUAUGGCUGAUAUGUCGGCAUCCAUGAUGUCUUCGGUGAUAUCGUCCUCGUCCCAAGAGUUGAGUUCACCGGAGAGGGCUAGACUACAAGAACUGCAAGAGAGUAUAUUGGCAAGCGAGUCCACCAACCAAAUAUGUUCUGUCGCCCCGGCGCCUUUAGGGUCGUCCUCCCCGUCGAAGGAGAAUUUGGUGCUGUACGUGCCGGAAGUUGAAGAAAUACGUAUUAGUCCGGUUAUUGCGCGGAAAGGUUACCUAAAUGUACUCGAGCACAAGACUCAUGGUUGGAAGAAACGCUGGGUGGCUGUACGACGACCGUAUGUUUUAAUAUUCCGGGAAGAAAAAGAUCCUGUGGAGAGGGCUCUCAUCAAUUUAGCUACUGCUCAAGUCGAAUACUCUGAAGAUCAAUUAGCUAUGGUGAAAGUACCAAAUACUUUUAGCGUUGUUACGAAACAUCGAGGUUACUUACUGCAAACCUUAGGGGACAAAGAAGUCUACGACUGGUUAUAUGCUAUUAAUCCUCUUCUCGCUGGUCAGAUCAGGUCAAAAUUAGCACGCAAAGGGCCGACGGUCGCAAAUUUAAAUAACGCUUCGCCCGUCGGUCUGACCCCGUUGAUAGAUCAGCAGUCGAACCAAAACAAGUGAGUGGUCGAAACAUUGGCCGAGGUAACAAGCGUCAUUACGAAAGCCUCCGAGAAGAUGCUGUAUUGGUCGCACUCGGCCUUCGAGUCCCACGAUCUCUGUAGCUUUCGAUUUUCGGUAGUCUUCGAUUAUUAAGCGACUCGGAGAAAGCGUAUCGAUCGGCUACCAGCUUCGACAGCCACCGAUUAAUAUCCCGGCCGUCUGAUUUAAACGAUCGUCAGUUUGUUCACGGCUGACGAACGGAUAGAAAAGAUGAGAAUAAAA